AUGCCAGCGAACAAGCGGCCCGGCGACGACGCCGCAGACGACGACCGCGACUCGCCGCAAGCGAAGCAUCCGAGGACGGACGCCCAUCUUCACCAGCACAACCAUGGCGACUUCCUCGGUGGCUUGCCGCCGACCAGCAACGGCAUCGGCGGUGGCAGCAAGAAGAAGUCGGCGGGUUCGUCGCGGACGGGGCAGGCCUGCGAUCGUUGCAAGAUUCGAAAGAUUAGAUGCGAUGCGCGACCGGGAGGCUGCUCGCCAUGUCUGCAGAACAACACCGAAUGCAAGACGACCGAUCGAAUCACCGGCCGGGCGACGACUCGAGGUCACACCGAGCACAUCGAGAACGAGAAUACGGCAUUGAGGCUGUACAUGAUCGAGCUGCAGCAGCAGUUGAAAGAGAAUGGACUCGAGCCCAAGCCGCCGCCGGGCAACGCGCAUGGCUACCUUUCCAACAACCUUCAGACCGGAUACCACGAUGGCUGGGAUGUGCAAAGCAGCGCAUAUGCCGCCCAAGCGUACCCUCUCCCGGCGCAUGAGUCUCCGGAACGUCAGACCACGGGCUCACUGCUGCCUGACUUCCGGGCUGGCUGCAUUGGAGACAACUAUCUGGGUGUCUCGUCCGAGAACAACUGGCUCAGUCCUAUUGAAGGCACUUCGCUCGCCCUGUUCGGCACCAAGAUCGAUCUGGCCGAGUUCAUGCCCUCUGAGGCGGAUCCAGCAACGUCUGCGAUGUCCUACAGAACUUUCUUGAGCCAUGCUUUUGGACGCACCCAACCGUUUCAACCUCCGCUGCCUCCAUACACACAGUGCAAAGUCUACGCCGACUGGUACUUUCGAUCGAUCCAGCAGUUCAUCCCCAUCCUCCACAAGCCGGACUUCAUGAACCUGCUUGAUCGCGUCUGUCACCAAGAAGGCCACCAACCGACUGCUGCGGAGACCGUUAUGGUGCACAUGGUAUUGGCAGUUAUCAACUUCCAGUACUCUCGGCGCAACGGCAACGAUCAGGCCCGUCACGAUUCCAUGAGCCACUACCACUACGCACUCAGCUUCAUUCCAGAGCUCGUUACUGGCCACAAGCUGGAAGACAUUCAAGCUCUCACCUUGAUCUGCUCCCAGCUACGCAACCAACCUCGCCCUGGUGCAGCUUGGAUGUUCACCAACAUGGUCAUGGGAUUGGCUAUCGAAUCGGGUCUGCACCGAUCCGCAAAAGCAUGGCAAGGCUCAGGCAUGAAUCAGGAUCCUCAACAUCUGGAGAUGCGGAAACGUAUUUUCUGGAGUCUGCUGGUGUUCCAUGUCCACGUUUCUGGGAAGCUUGGCCGACCAAUGCCUCUGCGUAUGGAAGACUUCGACAUUGAGAUACCGGAGCCUAUGCACGAUUUUCUGCCAGAGGAAGCAAACUUGCCCGAGUGGAAGAAGUGCUCAUGGCGAGCAGGUGGUGAGGGAUUCAAGCUGCUGAAGAUCAUGAUGCGUGUCUACGCCACCAUCUACUCGAUAAAGUCGACUGGACAGUACGAGACAAACAUCAAAGUGCUUGAGAAUGACCUCGACACUUUCCAAGCCCAAGUACCCGUGGAGCUUCGAGGCGGUGCUGAGACGAAAGAGGAGGAUCGAGUUUCAGCACUAUAUCUGGACAUGUCGGUUGCGGAGUGCCAGCUACUGCUUCACCACCCAUCUCUCUGCAGAUCAGCGACGCCUCAGACCAUGAGCAGCAACCUUGACGUAUGCCUUCAUUGGAGCGGCAGACUGCUGGCUUGUGCGAUUCAGCUCAAGACACUGAAGUCUCUCGACACGACCUGGUAUUACUCCACGGACUUCCUCGCAGCAAUUUUUACCACCCUUUUCGCCUGGACCGAGCGGCGAGACCAGAUGACGUCCACCGACUUGCAGAGUGUGCGACAUGAUAUGGAUCAGUGGUUGGACGUGAUGGGCGAAGUGGGAAACCUACUCGGUCAGAGUCUUGUGCCGGAAACGAGAGAGCAGGUUACCGACAUAUCAGCAGGAACUGGACCGCAGCUUCAGCAAGCCAUCAGCGGGAUCAUUGACUUCUCAUUGAGUAACCUGAACCGGCACAUCGCUGCCAAGACAGCUUCGGCAGCCGUCGCAUCUACGGUCUCACCAAACACCCAGGAACAGGACGCGGCCCAGUCACUGUACAACAGCACCAACGAGAGCGAUACUUACUACACCAACGGCACAGGCAGCCAUGAUAUCGCCCAACCACAAACCCAGGGACAAGCAUACAUGAAUGGUCAGGCAGGGCACCAAGAUCAAGCCCAGAGCUAUCCAGUCUCCACUCCUUAUACUUACCCUGGCGUCCAAAACGGGACGUUGGCAUACAAUCAGAACAACUUGGCAGCCUACGACACUUCGGCAUACUCCAACGAGGAGGCAAAGCCCAACAUCGAGGCACAACUCCAUGCAGCCGCCCAGGAAGCUGCCAUGUCUUCGCAGCCUCAGACCUCCAACUUUCUUGCAGCUUUCCAAUCACCCACGGGUCAAGUCAGCAACGGUUUCCAGCAAUCACCACAGCAGGCAGAAUACCCACAGGCAGGGCCCGCGGCCUGGAGGCAUUUCGCUAACUCCAUGAUGACCAACGUGAGUGGCCAGGAGUACAUUCAGACUCCAGCCGGGGCACUAAUGGCUCUUAGCGGUGGUAAAGCCGGUGACGGCUCCAUCGACCUCGCUACUGCCACGAUGGGUAACAUACCGAUGCCCAACGAUGGCACCACGCAACCCUGGCCUUUACUGCAAUACACUGGCGGCAACGGCGAUGGCCAUCAAUGA
Molecule: messenger RNA, 2784 nt
Organism: Zasmidium cellare ATCC 36951
Lineage: Eukaryota; Fungi; Ascomycota; Dothideomycetes; Mycosphaerellales; Mycosphaerellaceae
Exons: 2
Coding region: 1-2784 (927 amino acids)
Biological process (GO): DNA-templated transcription; regulation of DNA-templated transcription
Molecular function (GO): DNA-binding transcription factor activity, RNA polymerase II-specific; DNA binding; zinc ion binding
Source: RefSeq, a predicted model, not a curated record